This is a messenger RNA of Microsporum canis CBS 113480, 873 nucleotides long. RefSeq lists its product as hypothetical. Gene Ontology annotation, cellular component: membrane; endomembrane system. The record is from RefSeq and is a predicted model, not a curated record. The transcript has 3 exons. The coding region runs from base 1 to 873 and encodes 290 amino acids. NCBI's taxonomy places the organism in Eukaryota, Fungi, Ascomycota, Eurotiomycetes, Onygenales, Arthrodermataceae.
AUGGCGAAUGGCGGCAACUAUCCUCAAGAAAGUCUGAACCCGUUCGAUAGCUCCGUAUACCCUGGCCGAAGAUCAGCAUUCGUGGAGGAAUUGAACACAAGUGACGAGGAAGACGAGGAAGUCAGAGAAGCCAACCAAGCUUCAGAAAAGACAGAACAGGACUAUAGCUCAAGCAGAAUAGGGGUUGUUGAUAUACUACGGUUCAUAUUCCUGGUUAUUACCGUAUCAUCAGGUCUAUCCUACUACAUUACCUCCGAUUCGAUAAUAUGGGGAUAUAAACGGCCGUGGUUCACACGACUACCAGUACUUGUGAGAUAUCUGAAAGGCCCUCUGAUUCUCUCCCGUGCUGAAUUGUCGUUAUACAACGGCACAGACCCCGACCUCCCGGUAUAUGUCUCCGUCAAUUACACAAUAUACGAUGUAUCGGCAAACCGACACAUGUACGGCCCAGGAGGGGGGUACGGGUUCUUCUCCGGUCGAGACGCAACCCGUGCUUUUGUAUCGGGCUGUUUCAAGGAAGACUUAACCUCUGACUUGCGCGGCUUAGAAGAAAUGUAUCUGCCCGUGGAAGAUGUGCCAGAUGAGGGAUUGACCAACGCCGCAAAGAAGAUUCGGCGAGAAAAGGAGCUCAGAGAAGCGCGAGCAAACGUCAAAAGGCAGGUUUUACACUGGCAGAACUUCUUCGCCGACAGUCACAAAUACUUUGAGGUCGGCAAGUUGAUACGUGACGGUGAAGAUGAGCAAGGGGAGAAAAGAGAGCUGUGCGCGAGUGCCCAGGCAUCAAGACCGAAGAGGUCUGAGAUGAAGAAGGGUUCAGCCGCGAAGAGCCAACCUACAUAUCCUCCAGGUGUAAAAAAAGGAGGCAAACGCUGA